UCCGACAGCUGAACAAGUCCUAAGACCCACCGAGCGACUGCAGGGCGAGGCGCUUAGCGAAGUUGUCCAGCUCCUGGUCGCUCCUCAUCCUCAUUGGCAUCCUCAUCCUCCUCGUCUCCUGGAAGCUGAAGCCUUGAGAGGUCAUGGCAGGCAUCGCUCUCCUCCUCAGAUCCCUCCUCCUGAUGCUCGGAGGGAUGAUUCUCCUCAGCGGCAUCCCUGCUCAGAGGAUCCGAGUUCGUCGUCAGAACAUGAAGGUUCGGAUCAAUGCCACCGGCGACACCAUCGUCAUGAAGUUCGUGCGUCCGAGUCCGGACGUGAAGCUGGAGGGCUACAUCCUGGGUUACGGCAGCAGCAUGUUCUCCAAGCAGUUCAUCCAGCUGCCCGAGAACGGCCAGCCCUACGAGGCCGAGAUGGAUGCAGAGCCCAAGUACCUGGUGGCGGUCCAGCCGAUCCCAGCCAACACUGUGAAGAAACACUGCACAGGUAAGGUGAACCUAGAGAAGCCGCUCCACCUGGUGAUCGGCUCCGUCAGCCCCACGGCAGUGCUGCUGUCCUGGGGAAACCACCUAAAGACGCCGUAUGAAGGGAACAUCAUGAGCGAGUGUCUGGAGGACGGGUUUUACACCAUCCGCUACAGGGAGAGGAACAGGAAGUGGAUCUACCAGACCUGCCCAACCAGCGACACCGUCAUCGAUAACCUGAAACCCAACACGCCGUACGAGUUUGGCGUCCGCUCCAACAAGGACGACCGCAGCGGCAUGUGGAGCAAACCGGUCACCCACAACACCAACAUGGGCAGUAAAAAUGCUCAGAAACUCUACAAGAUGGGGAAUCCGCUCGUGAAGCCGGUGAAACCUCAUGCAUUCUUCCCUCCUCGUCCUGCUCUGCACAACGGCACGAGGUCCCGAAUCACAGCUGUGCUGAAUAACCCUGGCUUCCCCGGAUCCCCGCGCACCUCCUUUGCGUCCCCUGACAGCCAGCAGGAAACCGUCCCUCUGCCCAGCUCCGCGGAGCCCACACUUCCCCACGGCUCGCUGGAAAAAGGAAACAGUGUUAGAAACAACAGCACCCGGCCGGCGGACGCUCUGACUGCUGCCCUCCCCCGACUCCUGCCCACCACCGCCCCUCGCGCCAACAUUUCUGCCUCCCCCCUCACUAAGUUACCCUCCGGUGGUGACUCGCUUCAUGGGCAGACUACUAAGGCGCCCACUAGUGCACCCGAGAAGCCUCAUAACCCUGCGGCUGUCGUCAAAUCGCAGGAUGGCUCAUCGUUGCUGAGAUCAGCUUUGGCCAAUGAGAGGGCCAAAACUAACACCUGGGGUCAAGGCAACAAAAGAAAUCUGAGCCCAUUGUUGCCUUUGCAGCCCUAUGGCCCAGGAGCUUCCAUGGCGGUUGGAUCCAUGAGGCCUGCAUCAAGAAACCCCCAUUUUCCCUCUAACGGCUUCAGACAGCCCCACUUUUCUUCUAGAUCCUCCCCAACCUCCGGGAUACUCGGGGUAAACGGACAGCCACACCGGGGCAUUUCCCUGCCCAAACCGGCUUUAUGGUCCAGACCUCGACUGGUCAACAACUCACUGCUGGAGAACAAGAAGUCUAACCUUCCCAACAUCUUUGGCCGUUCAGGUCCGACUGGAGAGGAACGGCUUCAUGGAUCUCCUGCUCGUCCAUCCAUCAACAAGAAGCCAAACCAGGUGGGAAAACCAGGAGAAACAGACAAGGUGACCACCUUCAAACAAAAUGACAAGCUGCAGAUCCUGAAAAGCAAACUCCCGGCCGCGACCACCAAGCCAACCAAACAGGAGCGGAAACAGACCACGACUGCUGCUCCGACCACUGCCGCAACUCGCCAGGAGUCCUGGGAGGAGUCGGACCUCUUUAAGUCCCAGCCGACCUCUGACAUUGACGCCAUGGGGAAGAAACGUUACAUCGCACCUCACGUCAUCUACCAGACGGGCAAGAAGCCGGAUGAGCCGUGCUCCAUCACCUCCUCCCUCAACUACUUCCCUGAAGACGAACCCGGAGAGACAAACGUGACAUCUGCCCCCAAGAAUGCGCCGUCCAACCUCACCGUGGUGACAGUGGAGGGAUGUCCGUCCUUCAUCAUCCUGGACUGGGAGAAAACUGACAAUGACACCACCGAGUACGAAGUCAUUUCCACGGCUAAAGGCCCAGAUGGAGAACAGGUUUCCAUCCUGACCACCAACCAGACCCACACCGCUGUGGAGAACCUUAAACCUGAGAGCAGCUAUGAAUUCAAGGUGAAGCCAAAGAACGACCAUGGUGCAGGUCCGCCCAGCGAACCGGUUUCCUUCAACACAGAGUCAUCGGACCCUCGAGUGAGCGAGAACGUUUCAGGAAAAGACGCCAUCUGGACGCAGUUCCCCUUCAAAACGGACUCGUACUCCGACUGCCAUGGAAAACAGUACGUCAAGAGGACCUGGUACCGCAAGUUUGUGGGGGUCCAGCUGUGCAACUCGCUCAGGUACAAGAUCUACCUGAGCGACUCGCUCAACGGUAAAUUCCACAACAUUGGAGAUCAGAGCGGCUUCGGAGAGGACCACUGUCAGUUCGUGGACUCGUUCCUCGAUGGCCGAACCGGCCGGCAGCUCAGAGCCGACCAGCUCCCCUCCAGAACCGGUUUCUACAGAGCUCUGCGUCAGGAGCCCGUCCACUUCGGACAGAUAGGAGGACAUUCCCACGUCAACUACGUCUCCUGGUACGAAUGUGGAACACCCAUCCCCGGCAAAUGGUAGACAGAGUCUGCCUCUCAGUCCAUUUCGUAAAAACCCUAGACGGGAAGGGUCGCCUCGGCUGGGAUGGCGACGGCAGCGAGGGGUUGAAUCCAGCCGGACCUCCAAGCCGCUCAACUCCCCCGUGUAACCCAGUGCUGUAAAAACAUGUAGAGGACAUACUCAUCAGGGAAGUGUACGGAGAGAGCAUUUCAGAUAUAACAAACAUGCCUCUUCUCUGCUAUUUAUCAAGCAACAAGGCUGCAGUGAUGUUAGAACAGGACGUUUGCUUAAAGUCACGUUAGAUAUAUUUUAUUUUGUGUUAAAAUGAUGGGAAGCUGGCUCCCUGGAUUACUAUUUUCAUAACUUGUGAGAUGUUAUUUAUCAAAAGAUGUUAGAUUACGUUUCUUCAUGGGGCCACAGGUGAGAAGUCACAUGGGUGUGGGGGGUUGGGACGCGAGUUUCUUUUUUAGUUAGUCAUUGUUUUCAUUCGAGCUCCUCUAUGUUGGUGACAAUAACUGUAAAAUACAGCAUGACUUAAACAAUGGUGUCGGAAAUGGCAAAAAUGUUGGCUGCAAAACUUCAGUUUUAAUAAGGUGACGAGUUCACACGUCAGGAUCUUCUUCAACUAACAGUUAUUACAGAUGAGUUAUUUCCAGACCGUUGAAAUAGUGACUUUACUGAUCCGUAACUAUGCAGCCUCACUCUAAAUGUUUACCAUGCAGGCCUGAGUGUUUUGGUGCUCAGAUCGAUGUUUUUAGUGAUGCUUUUGCCUUAAACUCGACAGCUAGAAGUGGACACAUCAGAUGUGUUCAUCGAACGCCAAGCUUCAGUGGAAGCUCUUCUACACUUGCAAUUUGCACAGCAGAAAUGUAUUUAUGUGUAUAUGUAGAGAAUGUUUUCAGUACAUUUUUGCAGAUGCAUUUCUCUCAGAACACAGUCUGCUUCUACUUCUACUUGCUUCAUGCUAAUGCAGGAUGGGAAGCUAACAAUGCAGCCUGCUACCACGUCAUAAACAGACAUUUAUGUUUUUAUCCUGUUAGUACUUUCAUAAAGAUUUAGCAAAUAAUAAUUUAGUCCUCAGCUUCAUUGCUAACUGUCUCACUAAAUAGCCUCGAUUCAUGAACUCCCACCUUUCUCUCAGGAAACUUAAUGUUAAAAAAUCUGUUUUUGCUUACAUGUUUUUUUAUGUUUUAUUAGUCAAAAUCUAUUUGUAAGAGAAGGAAAACCCUUUAAAACCCCAUUUGUGACUCUCAACUAAACGAAGGCUAGCUGUGUAACCGACAGUCAAACUUUUUUCUAAGACUAUAUAUAAUCAUAGAAUCACAGCAGUUGGAGAAUCAUAUGUAGUUUCCUUGUCACAUACAGAAUGUGUUUUACACGCACACACACACACACACACACACAUAUAUGGAUGUAUGUAUUAGGGAUGGGUCUCAACAGACCUAAAGUUAAAAUGUCUUUUAAGUACUUUAACUGAAGCUCCGCCUGUUCUCUGAUUAAAGCUUGUUACAUACUCUGCGAGAUGCGAGAACUUUGUUCUUGCUCUCAAGGCCUUAAGAACAAGAAGAGUUUGUCUUGGUCCGGUUCUUUCAUACUCCACGGGAAGCUUCGUCUGUGACAGCGUGGGGAUUACUUCAGGGGGGAUGUGAGUGACUCAGCAGGUAUGACUCAGCUAAAUUACUGUUCCUAGCUAGCACACUAAUGCUUUCCAACAGAUCUCAUAUAGUGCUUGCGGCUGCUGUUAAUUUCCUGUCCUGUAAGAACUGUGGAGGGUGACGUAGUCCGCUUUGAAGCGGUGUGUCGUGGUUUCAUAAUAAAGCGAUGCGGGGCGUUUCCUCAUGCGUCUAUAUGUCCUGCUGGAACGCUGCUUCCGGACCAUAAAACCGUGUAAUGUGUCUUUCCCUUUCAGCCUCAGCCUUGAUGGUACUCGCAUAUGAAGCCCUUUAUUAUAAAGCAGGGAGCAUUUAAAACACAGGAAAGCUUUGUAAGAAAAUAAGAAUGUAUUGCUGUUGAUGAUUUUCUACAUAUGUUUCUGUUUUGAUUUUUCAACAAUAAAGAAGUUUUUAUUCCUUUUU
Melanotaenia boesemani (Boeseman's rainbowfish) is the source of this 4807-nucleotide messenger RNA. RefSeq names its product target of Nesh-SH3-like. The transcript is spliced from 24 exons. Gene Ontology annotation, biological process: positive regulation of cell-substrate adhesion; extracellular matrix organization. Bases 144 to 2753 code for a protein of 869 amino acids. Gene Ontology annotation, molecular function: protein binding. Lineage: Eukaryota; Metazoa; Chordata; Actinopteri; Atheriniformes; Melanotaeniidae. The record is from RefSeq and is a predicted model, not a curated record.